CCGCGGCAAGGACUACACGCCCCAGCAUCCUCUGCGGGAGCUGCGGUGGGCCUCAGCCAAUCGGAGGCGGGCCUUGCGCCGGGAGGCGGAGCCGAGGGGCGACAGAGACUCUUCUGUUCAAAGUGGCGCCGUGAGGGGAUGGCGGAGAGCGCGGGAUACCCGCCCUUCCAGCUGGGGAAGCCUCGCUUCGAGCAGACUUCAUUUUAUGGGAGAUUUAGACACUUCUUGGACAUCAUUGACCCCUGUACUCUCUUUGUCACUGAGAGUCGUCUUAAAGAAGUGGUACAGUUGCUGGAAGAUUAUAAACAUGGGACUUUGCCUCCAGGAGUCACCAACAAGGAGCUUUGGAGAGCGCAAAAAAUAAAACAGGCCAUCAUCCAUCCGGACACCAACGAGACGAUUUUCAUGCCUUUCAGAAUGUCAGGUUGUUGGUCUUCUCUUGCCAAACCAGACGCUGGCAUCCACCAUCUUCUGGCAGCCUCGUUUCCCAGGUCCUGCCCAGCAGCUGGAGAGCGGCAGAGAGAGCAGUCCAUGGCAGUGCCAGUUUUUAGUGUGCAGGUGGCAGUCCAGGUCAUGUCAGGGCCCCCAAUGGAGUGGUUGAAUCAGAGCCACAAUGCUGGUGUCAACUAUGCAAACCGAAAUGCGACCAAGCCUUCUUCGACAUCUAAGUUCAUCCAGGGCUACUUGGGAGCUGUCAUAAGUGCUGUCUCGAUCGCAGUGGGCCUUAAUGUUCUGAUUCAGAGAGCAAACCAGUUUACCCCGGCAACCCGGCUCCUGAUCCAGAGAUUUGUGCCAUUUCCUGCUGUAGCUAGUGCCAAUAUUUGCAAUGUGGUCCUGAUGAGACACAUGGAACUGGAGGAAGGGAUCGACGUCCUGGACAGUGAUGGAAAUGUUGUCGGAUCUUCCAGAAUCGCUGCCAAACAUGCACUGCUGGAGACGGCCCUAACCAGAGUGGUCCUGCCGAUGCCUAUACUGGUUCUACCUCCCGUCAUCAUGUCUCUACUGGAAAAGACGGCUCUCCUUCGAUCCCGACCGCGGAUGAUUCUUCCUGUGCAGAGCCUCGUGUGCCUUGCUGCCUUCGGGCUGGCCCUCCCAUUGGCCAUCAGCCUCUUCCCGCAAAUGUCUGAGAUCGAGACGUCGCACCUGGAACCUGAAAUCGCCCAGGCCACCACCAGUGAGACCGUCAUCUACAACAAAGGGUUGUAAGCGGAAGUGGAGUUGCUGGGCACAGAAGAUGGUCCUCAGCACUCCAAUUUGAAGGCACCUUAUCGCCGUCUCUUGAAUUGAAAACUGUAACUCAGAAGAGGUUGCGGGGGGGGGGGAGGCUCCGCUCCUCUGAACUCACUUGUCUUCCAGCUGCUACACUGACCUGACUUUCUGAGUGCAUAUACCUCUGUCAAUGUCAAUCAACUUUGAAACUUGCAGUGUCUUUUUAACUUCCUCAAUAGAGUUAUUGAUCAUAACACUUUCUGUAACACUUCUAAAUGUCUGGAAUAAAAGUCGAUGCAUCUAAACCUC
Molecule: messenger RNA, 1518 nt
Organism: Rhineura floridana
Lineage: Eukaryota; Metazoa; Chordata; Lepidosauria; Squamata; Rhineuridae
Gene: SFXN5
Product: sideroflexin 5
Exons: 15
Coding region: 139-1206 (355 amino acids)
Biological process (GO): citrate transport; monoatomic ion transport; mitochondrial transmembrane transport
Cellular component (GO): mitochondrial inner membrane
Molecular function (GO): monoatomic ion transmembrane transporter activity; citrate transmembrane transporter activity
Source: RefSeq, a predicted model, not a curated record